UGAAAAGUUACCGCUCUUCAACCAAUAACAACCACAAACUUCCACAUGUGAAAGUUACAAACCCUCCACUUUGGUUCAGUUCGCUUCUUACUAUUCCUUCGCCAGCAACCUUAGAACAUUCAAACCAAUCUUUCGGCAGUAUUGCGCACUUCCAUACUUUGACUGGUCAACUCUAUCUCCGUGGAUGUCUCAUGCAGGGACGUCUGACAGCGUAGACUUGCCCAAGCCUUGGUAUUCUUAGUUGGCACCAACGAACUCAACAUAUUAUUUGCUACCUAGUAUACUUUAUCCUCGUUCACUGCACACGUUUCUCACCAUGUCUUGCACUUCGACUUUCGCCGCCUUUGGCUCUCACCAAGACCAGAACCCCGGUGCCCGAGGUUCCAGCACCGCAACCGAACAAAACGUCCCCCCGCGGCGGAGACGGCAUUCUUCCUUUAUGCCUCGGAGGAGACAUUCUUUAGUUCAGCAUAUCAUGGACGGGGAAGAAGGCCUGCUGCUUCGGGUCGAUCUGUUCCUCUCCGAGCUAGAGAGGAGGCUUGAAUACCUCGAAGGUUAUAGCGAGCUAAUCGACCUCGACUCGAGUAUAUCCAAAACCUUCGCCACUCUACAAACGGUGCGGGAACGAUGUUCGCAGGUCUCGGAAGAGGUCAUCGGUGCGGGCCGCCGGCGGUUGCAGGUCAUGGUCGAAACCUUGGACACUAGAUACCACGAGGCAUUGGGCGCGGCCGGAUCCAUGAAUGAGAAGGCCCGUGUGGGUGUUGAAAUACUCGAUACUAUGCUCACGGACUUCGAAACCCGAGCCUUGAAGUUCCGCGACAACGGAUUUGCGAAUGCGGCCGAUGCUGCCGGGAGUUUGAUAGGUGAGGGCCGACGAGUCGUGGACGAAGGACUAGAACGUGCUCGUGGUGUUGUUGACGACGGUCUCGGAAGAGCCUGGCGCGCUGCAGAAACGGUCGAAGAACACAUUCAAAGAGCCAUUGCCAGUGCAAGAGAGAAGGGUCUGAUUAAGUAUGAGGAGCUUCCCAUACCCUGGCGAGUCAAUCCUCAUAUCCUUGGCGGAUAUAGAUUCACCGAAUCUAAAAUCGGCUGCGUACGCUCCAUGUUCGGCGUCUCGAACGAGACUGUCAAUAUCUGGUCUCACGCACUUGGUUUGAUAAUAAUCCUGUCCAUCGCCUUUUACUUCUACCCGAUGUCCGCAAACUUCUCCCUCUACACAAAGACGGAUGUCUUCAUCGCUGCCGUUUUCUUUUUCGCGGCUUGCAAGUGCCUAGUCUGCAGUACUAUUUGGCACACCAUGAACUGCGUCGCAGAUCAAUGUCUUAUGGAACGAUUCGCAUGCAUCGACUACACUGGCAUCUCCUUGCUUAUCGCUGCAUCGAUUAUGACGACCGAGUAUACCGCCUUCUAUUGCGAACCCAUUAGCCGAUGGACGUACUUGACGGCGACGGCUGUAUUGGGCAUUGCUGGUACUAUCCUGCCGUGGCACCCGAAGUUUAAUGGCCAGGAUAUGGCAUGGUUAAGAGUAGGCUUUUUCGUGGGAUUAGGCGCUACCGGUUUUUUGCCAAUAUUCCAGAUCAUCCUCACCCGUGGUCCCGAAUGGGCGUAUGAGUUCUACGCCGGUUCGAAUUUACUCAAGUCCCUUUGCGUCUAUGUCGUUGGAGCUUGUGUUUACGCAAGCAAGGUUCCGGAACGGUGGUUCCCCGGAGCGUUUGAUUACUGUGGUAAUGCGCACAACCUAUGGCAUCUUGCCGUACUUGGCGGAAUCCUUUAUCAUUAUGUCGCUAUGCAAGAAUUUUUCUCCGGCGCCUUCCAGCGCGCGCAAGGGGGCUGCCCGACCUACUAAGCAGCAUCCUCGAACGAUUCCGGGGUAUGAUCUAUCUACAGUCGACCGCGCAAAAUCCUAUUGGAUAUGGGAUUACACAUUAUUAAUUC
This is a messenger RNA of Annulohypoxylon maeteangense, 1935 nucleotides long. RefSeq names its product HlyIII-domain-containing protein. Gene Ontology annotation, molecular function: signaling receptor activity. The coding region runs from base 317 to 1846 and encodes 509 amino acids. The record is from RefSeq and is a predicted model, not a curated record. Lineage: Eukaryota; Fungi; Ascomycota; Sordariomycetes; Xylariales; Hypoxylaceae. The transcript has 3 exons. Gene Ontology annotation, cellular component: membrane.